Tribolium madens (black flour beetle) is the source of this 1933-nucleotide messenger RNA. It is a transcript of the gene Vps45, whose product is annotated as vacuolar protein sorting-associated protein 45. Lineage: Eukaryota; Metazoa; Arthropoda; Insecta; Coleoptera; Tenebrionidae. The transcript has a single exon. The record is from RefSeq and is a predicted model, not a curated record. Gene Ontology annotation, biological process: vesicle-mediated transport; intracellular protein transport. Bases 127 to 1836 code for a protein of 569 amino acids. Gene Ontology annotation, cellular component: Golgi membrane.
AUUUAUUGUUGUCAAUUUUGACGUCUCGUAAAUCGAUUUUAAUUUAGAAAAAAAAAUGAUCAAACCGCGUUUACUACUGUAAUUUAAUAUUUUUUGCCAAAGAGUUAGUUAUUAAAAUUUCCAAAGAUGAACCUGAUAGCAGCUGUAAAGGCAUAUGUUACCAAAAUGACUGAAGAAAGCGAGCCCGGCAUGAAAAUCUUGUUAAUGGAUAAAGAAACAACCAGUGUAAUCAGUAUGGUUUACGGGCAGUCAGAAAUUCAACAAAAGGAGGUUUUUCUGCUCGAAAGAUUAGAUUCACCAAACCAGAGCAAUUCUUUGGGGCUGCGUUACCUAAAAUGUUUAGUUUUUCUACGCCCCACUCAAGAAAAUAUUGGACUACUAUGUAACGAAUUGCGUUAUCCCAAAUACGGCGCUUAUUACAUCUACUUUAGCAACAUUGUGGCCAAAGCUGACAUCAAGAUUUUAGCUGAACAUGAUGAACAAGAAGUUGUUAAAGAAGUGCAGGAGUUGUACAUGGAUUACCUAGCUGUGAACCCCCAUCUGUUUUCAAUCGGUUUGCCAACUUGCAUGAAUAGUCUAUCUUGGAACCCAACAGCUUUACAAAGGACAGUUCAAGGAAUUGUUGCUGUUCUCUUAUCGUUAAAGAAGAGUCCAGCAAUUAGAUACCAAGCUAAUUCAAAACUGUGCAAAGAUCUUGGAACACGAAUUGAUGAAGUUAUGAGUAAAGAAUCGUCAUUGUUUGCUUUUGGCCAAAACAGUCAACCUUUAUUGCUUAUUUUGGACCGAAGAGAUGACCCAAUGACGCCUCUGCUAAACCAGUGGACAUAUCAAGCAAUGGUGCAUGAACUUUUAACAAUAAAUAAUAAUCGCGUCAACCUAUCAGGAAUCCCGGGAGUUGGUAAAGAAUUAUCUGAAGUGGUUUUAUCAGCAGAGCAAGACUCAUUUUACGCUAAGAAUAUUUUUCUGAAUUACGGCGAAAUUGGACAGAACAUCAAACAAUUAAUGGAUCAAUUCCAAGCCAAAGCUAAAAGUCACCAAAAAAUUGAAAGUAUUGCAGAUAUGAAAAAUUUUGUUGAAGCAUAUCCUCAAUUUAAAAAGCUCUCAGGAAACGUUACGAAACAUGUGACAGUCGUUGGAGAAUUAAGUUCCAUGGUCAAUAAAUACCAGCUACUCGAUGUGUCUGAAAUUGAACAAGAGAUUUCAUCACACAAUGACCAUUCAUCACAUUUGCAAAGUAUCAAAAAGCUAAUAAACAAUGAUAAAGUUAGAAAUACAGAUAUUGCAAAACUAGUAAUGCUUUAUGCUUUACGCUAUCAAAAUCACAGCAAUAACGAUGUGGUUGGACUUAUUGAACUACUAAAGAAGAGAGGAGUUCCAGAUCGUCUUAUUAAAAAUAUUGUUAAUAUAUUGGAAUACGCAGGUUCGCAUGCUAGACAGAGUGACUUUCUCAAUGUGGAAAACGCUCUUCAGAGUACAAAGCGUUUCUUUAAGGGAUUAAGUGGAGUUGAUAAUGUCUACACACAACAUAAGCCUUUAAUCCAUGAAACUUUAGAAGAACUUGUUAGGGGAAGAUUGAAAGAUAGCCUUUAUCCUUAUGUUGGAAAUCAUUUUCUCAGUGGGAGACCUCAAGACAUAAUUAUUUUUAUUGUCGGAGGCACAACUUACGAGGAGUCUUUGACUGUACAUUCCUUCAAUAAGAGCAACCCGAGCUUUAACAUUGCUCUUGGGGGCACUACAAUACACAAUUCAACCAGCUUUUUAGCUGAAGUUGAACAAGCAACCAGAAAUCUACCCAGAAAACAUACCAGAAAUAUCCGUAAUGUUAGAUUUGACUAAUAUGUAAUAAUUGCUUUGCACAUUAAGAAAAGUGUAUAUUUUAUUUAUUUAUGUUAUGUAAAAAUUGAUUAUCUAUUAAACGAUAAAGUCUUUUGUC